UUUGCCGCCUCGGUCGACAAAUGAUGUAAUCGGAUGGAACUCACGCUCGUUAGGAUUGAGGUUUAAAAUCUAUAAAUAGGGCAUCCACGCCUCUCAUUGAAACCAUCCAAUCACCAAUAUACAUAUACAUCUGUACCACCACCACCACUGUCAUCAUGGAAGUAGCUCAAGUGCUCCGCAUGAAUGGAGGAAUCGGAGAAGCUAGCUACGCUUCCAACUCCUUAGUUCAGAGAAAGGUGCUGUCCAUGACAAAGCCCGUAACGGAGGAAGCCAUAACCAAGCUCUACUGCAGCACCUUCCCGGCGCGCCUGGCAAUUGCAGACCUGGGCUGCUCUUCUGGCCCCAAUGCUUUCUUCGCCGUCUCCGAGGUCAUCGGUGCCAUCCACGAUCUCUGCAAGAAAUUGGGCUGCCCGCCGCCGGAGGUUCAAGUGUUCUUGAACGAUCUUCCGGGAAACGACUUCAAUAACAUAUUCAGGUCCCUGCCCAAGUUCCCCGCCGCUACUGCGCCGUGUUUCUUCACCGGAGUUCCGGGUUCUUUCUACGGCAGGCUUUUCCCCGCCGGGAGCCUGCAGUUUGUGCAUUCUUCUUACAGUCUGCAAUGGCUGUCUCAGGUUCCGGAAGGGUUGGAGGGCAACAAAGGGAACAUAUACAUGGCGAGGACGAGCCCGGCGGGGGUGCUGAAAGCAUACUACGAGCAGUUUAAGAGGGAUUUUUCGGAGUUUCUGAAGUGUAGGGCGGAGGAAUUGGUGGAAGGAGGGCGCAUGGUUUUGACAUUUCUGGGGAGGAAGAGCGAAGACCCAUCAAGCAAAGAAGGUUGCUAUAUUUGGGAGCUUCUGGCCCUCGCCCUCAAUCAAAUGGUCUCUGAGGGGCUCGUAGAAGAAGAGCAAAUGGAUUCAUUUAACAUUCCACAAUACACACCGUCCCCUAUGGAAGUAAAAUCUGAGGUUGUUAAGGAAGGAUCGUUCGCCAUAGACUACCUGGAGGCAUCCAAAGUGAAUUGGAAUGUGUCCGAUGACGAUUUCUCUUCUUCUCAUAUAUACAAGGACGGUGCUUACAACGUUGCAACGUGCAUGAGAGCUGUGGCUGAACCCUUGCUCCUCGGUCACUUUGGGAAUGCCAUAAAUAUCGAUGAAGUAUUUUGCAGGUAUAGGAAGAUUAUUGCGAAUCGCAUGGCCAAAGAGAGAACUGAGUUUAUUAAUGUCACUAUUUCCUUGACAAAAAUAAACUAGUUAGGUUGAUCUAUGAAAAAAACAAAAAUGCUAGCUUUCUUGAUAGUCUUAUAAAUAUCUAUCUCGAAUUUGAUGUAAUACUUUUUUUUAUCCCACCGUAAAUUAUCACUUGAGCCUUGGAACCGAGCAUAGCACUUUUUGGGAUUCCACAUCAAGCUUGAAGGAUGAUUAUGUGGGUAUAAAAGAGCAUAACAUUAAAUUUGAAAUAUUUAUAAAGUUAUUGGGAUGACUAGCACAAUCAAUGAUGGACAUUAGGUCAUUAUGGGUCAAAAGCGUGUAAUGUAAUUGUCAGUACUCAAUAAUAAAUAAUUAUGGGUUUAUGGGUCCAUGUAUUCUUGGCUAGCUUAUUGUAAUGUCAUUAUUGUGGAAGAAUUGGAGUACAAUAAUUGCAGAAAUGUUCUUCAA
Malania oleifera is the source of this 1634-nucleotide messenger RNA. RefSeq names its product salicylate carboxymethyltransferase-like. The transcript is spliced from 4 exons. The coding region runs from base 156 to 1229 and encodes 357 amino acids. NCBI's taxonomy places the organism in Eukaryota, Viridiplantae, Streptophyta, Magnoliopsida, Santalales, Ximeniaceae. Gene Ontology annotation, biological process: methylation. The record is from RefSeq and is a predicted model, not a curated record. Gene Ontology annotation, molecular function: S-adenosylmethionine-dependent methyltransferase activity.